AUGAAUCUCACAAAUCUUGACCCUCUCACGGAGAACUAUAACGUCGACUUCUACAUGCACUACCUCACCAAAUGGCCUUCGCUUUUCACAGUGGCCGAAGACCAACACGGCAACAUCACAGGGUACAUGAUGGGCAAAGUCGAGGAAGACCCCGCGUGGAGACAAUUCACAGAACACUACCUACCAUGGCACGGUCACGUCACUGCGCUCACAGUUGCUCCACAACAUAGAAGAUCAGGCCUUGCUCAAAGCCUGACCAAGGCUUUAGAGCGUGGAUGCGAAGAGCAGAAGGCAUGGUUCGUAGAUCUUUUCGUCCGGGAAGGGAACAAGACGGCCGUUGGCUUGUACCAAGGUCUAGGAUAUAGCGUCUUUCGGCGCGUAGUAGACUAUUAUAACGACGAUCCCACCGGUCGAAAAGCGGGGGAGGAUGCGUUUGAUAUGCGGAAGCCCCUGAGCAGGGAUAAAAAGUUGAAACAUAUCAGGAAGAAGGGGGAGAAUUUUAGAGUGGAACCCGACGACCUGUAUCAUUGA
This is a messenger RNA of Letharia columbiana, 531 nucleotides long. RefSeq lists its product as uncharacterized. The record is from RefSeq and is a predicted model, not a curated record. Gene Ontology annotation, cellular component: NatB complex. Gene Ontology annotation, molecular function: protein-N-terminal amino-acid acetyltransferase activity. Bases 1 to 531 code for a protein of 176 amino acids. NCBI's taxonomy places the organism in Eukaryota, Fungi, Ascomycota, Lecanoromycetes, Lecanorales, Parmeliaceae. Gene Ontology annotation, biological process: N-terminal peptidyl-methionine acetylation. The transcript has 3 exons.